Humulus lupulus (European hop) is the source of this 1811-nucleotide messenger RNA. Its product is annotated as ribulose bisphosphate carboxylase/oxygenase activase 2, chloroplastic-like. Gene Ontology annotation, molecular function: ATP hydrolysis activity; ATP binding; ribulose-1,5-bisphosphate carboxylase/oxygenase activator activity. The record is from RefSeq and is a predicted model, not a curated record. Gene Ontology annotation, cellular component: thylakoid; chloroplast stroma. NCBI's taxonomy places the organism in Eukaryota, Viridiplantae, Streptophyta, Magnoliopsida, Rosales, Cannabaceae. The coding region runs from base 189 to 1604 and encodes 471 amino acids. The transcript is spliced from 7 exons.
UCCAAAAACACUCCACUCAUCCCUAUAAAAAGCUCAUCACCCACAUCUCCCUAUCCCUCAGAUUACACAAAACAGUUAGCUCCAAAACUAUACUAUUUUUAGUUAGUCUCAUUCAUUCUCACUUAGCUAGCUACUCCAAUCUAAUCACCACCGUUGAACCUGAAUUUGUAAUCUUAUAACUUAAAUCAAUGGCUACUAAUUCGGUGUCAACCAUCGGAGGAGCUGUGAACAGAGCAACGCUGAACUUAAACGGCGGCGUUUCGGCCUUUUGGGUCAACAGUUUGAAGAAGAUACAGAGCUGUAAGAUAAGGCAAGAGAAAGUUUCAGUGGGGAGGAGAUUGAAGGUAGCGGCGGAAUAUGAUGAGGAGAAGCAAACCUCGAAAGACAGGUGGGGUGGAUUGGCCUAUGACAUAUCAGAUGAUCAACAAGACAUCACCAGAGGAAAGGGUAUGGUGGACUCUCUCUUCCAAGCUCCAAUCGGUUCUGGGACUCAUUAUGCUGUUAUGAGCUCCUAUGACUAUAUCAGUGCUGGUCUUCGCCAGUAUGAUAUGGACAAUAAUAUGGAUGGAUUCUACAUUGCUCCAGCUUUCAUGGACAAACUUGUUGUUCACAUCACUAAGAACUUCUUAAACUUGCCUAACAUUAAGACUCCUCUUAUUUUGGGUAUUUGGGGAGGCAAAGGUCAGGGAAAAUCAUUCCAAUGUGAACUUGUCUUUGCAAAAAUGGGAAUCAAUCCAAUUAUGAUGAGUGCUGGAGAAUUGGAAAGUGGAAAUGCCGGAGAGCCAGCAAAGUUGGUGAGGCAAAGGUACCGUGAGGCGGCGGACAUAGUCAAGAAAGGGAAAAUGUGUUGUCUGUUCAUUAAUGAUCUUGAUGCAGGAGCUGGAAGGCUUGGAGGAACCACACAGUACACAGUCAACAACCAAAUGGUCAAUGCUACUCUCAUGAACAUUGCUGACAAUCCCACCAAUGUCCAACUCCCUGGAAUGUACAACAAGGAGGAAAAUCCUCGUGUCCCAAUCAUAGUCACAGGUAACGAUUUCUCCACCCUCUAUGCUCCUCUCAUUCGCGAUGGUCGCAUGGAGAAGUUCUACUGGGCGCCUACUCGAGAAGACAGGAUCGGUGUUUGUACUGGUAUCUUCAGAACUGACAAUAUCCCUAGGGAGGACAUUGUCAAGCUUGUUGACACAUUCCCCGGGCAGUCCAUUGACUUCUUUGGUGCCCUGAGAGCCAGAGUUUAUGACGAUGAAGUGAGGAAAUGGAUCUCCGGAAUUGGAGUGGAGAACAUCGGAAAGAGACUUGUGAACUCGAAAGAAGGACCCCCAACAUUUGAGCAGCCAAAGAUGACUCUUGAGAAGCUUCUUGAGUAUGGAAACAUGCUUGUUGAAGAGCAAGAAAAUGUGAAGAGAGUUCAGUUGUCAGACAAGUACUUGAAAGAGGCAGCUCUUGGAGAUGCAAAUGAGGACGCCAUCAAGUCCGGAAACUUCUAUGGGAAAGCUGCUCAACAGAUUCACAUUCCUGUCAAAGAAGGUUGCACUGAUCCAUUUGCUGCUAACUUCGAUCCCACGGCAAGGAGUGACGAUGGUAGCUGUGUGUAUCAGUUUUAAUAAAAUUUAUGUUUCACGGAUGUAGCAGAUGAAAGUGUAUUAGAACAAAAAGGACAAUAGGGUCUAAUAAAAAGGGACAUUAAUUAUUGUCAAUAGAUUUCCGUCUUCUAGGAGUGCUUCUGGUGUAUAUUGAUCUUCUCUGAUCUGAUUUGUAAAAUUUUUUAUUGGUUAAAUUUUAUUUUAGAUAAAAUAUUUUAAAAUAUUUAA